AUGAAGUCGGCCGCUCGCCUCUUUUACUUGUCCGUCUUCGCACUCUGGGGUCCCCAGGUCCAAUGCCUCACACAAGACACCACUCAAGAUGCUUGCGCGAUAUCGCCCAGGGCAAUAGUCAGCGAUGCCUGCGCAUCAUAUUCGACACUCGAGCGGUUAAACCGCAACGUCAAGCCAGCUCUUGACGAGCUGACGCAGACGACGGAUUUCUUUUCGUACUACCGACUCAACCUCUUCAACAAGAAGUGUCCAUUUUGGAACGACGAGGAUGGCAUGUGCGGCAACAUUGCCUGCGCCGUCGAGACGCUCGACAGCGAGACAGACAUCCCCGAGAUAUGGCGCGCUAGCGAACUCGGCAAGCUCGAAGGUCCGAGGGCUAAGCACCCCGGCAAGACGGCGCAGAGAGAGCGGCCCCAGAGGCCAUUGCAGGGGAAGCUAGGAGACAACGUCGGCGAGAGCUGUGUGGUCGAGUAUGACGACGAGUGUGACGACCGCGACUAUUGCGUGCCCGAGGACGAGAGCGCCGGUUCCAAGGGAGACUACGUGAGCUUACUGCGCAACCCGGAGCGCUACACAGGCUACGCCGGCGCCGGCGCCAAGCAGGUCUGGGACGCGGUAUACCGGGAGAACUGCUUCCAGAAGAGCUCGUUCCCGCACUCGGCGUCGCUGGGCAAGAUUCCGACGCCCAAGGGUCCGGCUGCUAUGGACUUCAAGGCCGUCAUUGAGGCCGCCGGGCGGCAGCAGGCUCUUGAGGAGCAGCGCCAGCACAACCCGCUGACGCCCUUCGUGGCCAAGACGGGCUUGGAGCACGAGGACGAAUGCCUUGAGAAGCGCGUCUUCUACCGCGUCAUGUCGGGCAUGCACGCCAGCAUCUCGACGCACCUGUGCUGGGACUUUUUGAACCAGACCACAGGCCAGUGGCAGCCCAACGUGGGCUGCUACAUGGCCCGCCUGCACCAGUUCCCCGACCGCACCAGCAACCUGUACUUCAACUACGCGCUCCUCACGCGCGCCAUCGCCAAGCUCGGGCCCUACCUCGCUGCCCACGACGACUACACGUUUUGCAUGGGCGAUGCGGACGAGGACGCGGCGACGCGGGCCAAGGUGCUGGCCGUGACGAACAAGGCGGCGAGCGUGCCGCAGAUCUUUGACGAGAGCCUUAUGUUCAAGAACGGCGAGGGUCCAUCGCUCAAGGAGGACUUCCGCAAUCGGUUCCGCAAUGUCAGCCGGCUGAUGGACUGCGUCGGCUGCGACAAGUGCCGCCUCUGGGGCAAGCUGCAGACGGCCGGCUACGGCGCCGCGCUCAAGGUGCUGUUCGAGUUCGACAACAGCGCCGACAAGCCUGACGUUGUGCUGCCCGUGCUCCAGCGCACCGAGCUCGUCGCCCUCUUCAACACCUACGCGCGCCUGAGCAGCAGCCUGAUAGCCAUCCAGCAGUUCCGGGCCAUGGUCGAGCAGUCCGAGGCCGCCGCCAAUGUCGAUGGGCGCGUCAAGGAGGCCGAGAAGAUCAAUGUCAUCCCGGACCGCGCAAAGAAGCCGCGCCACGUGAUUGUGCCGUCCGUGUCUGCGCCGUCGGAGGCCGCCGUCGACGACGACUUUGACGACGAAUUUCUCGACGACGACUUGCCGGAGUUUCACGAAAACACCACGCUCAAAGACGAGUUUAAUCAGGAGUUAGAGCUGGUCAUGAGGGCUUUGAGAGCUGUGCUCAGGAGCUGGAUGUCGUUUCCGCGGACAUUCCUCGACAUCAUCACCUCGGAACUGCUCCGGGUGUGGCAGGGCUUCAUCGGCCUUCCCGUCCAGCCCCGGUCGUGGAAAUUCCAACGACCUAGCAUGGACGAGCUAUGA
Molecule: messenger RNA, 1848 nt
Organism: Lasiosphaeria miniovina
Lineage: Eukaryota; Fungi; Ascomycota; Sordariomycetes; Sordariales; Lasiosphaeriaceae
Product: endoplasmic reticulum Oxidoreductin 1-domain-containing protein
Exons: 3
Coding region: 1-1848 (615 amino acids)
Biological process (GO): protein folding in endoplasmic reticulum
Cellular component (GO): endoplasmic reticulum membrane; endoplasmic reticulum
Molecular function (GO): FAD binding; protein-disulfide reductase activity; thiol oxidase activity
Source: RefSeq, a predicted model, not a curated record